Messenger RNA from Daucus carota subsp. sativus, 1412 nucleotides. RefSeq names its product transcription factor MYB98. The record is from RefSeq and is a predicted model, not a curated record. Gene Ontology annotation, molecular function: RNA polymerase II cis-regulatory region sequence-specific DNA binding; DNA-binding transcription factor activity, RNA polymerase II-specific. Gene Ontology annotation, biological process: regulation of DNA-templated transcription. Gene Ontology annotation, cellular component: nucleus. The transcript has 3 exons. Bases 1 to 1284 code for a protein of 427 amino acids. Lineage: Eukaryota; Viridiplantae; Streptophyta; Magnoliopsida; Apiales; Apiaceae.
AUGGAGUUUGAUCCAUGUUUCAGAGAAGAUCAUGUACAUCAGCCAGUUCUUCUCCCCAACAACUACAUAAAACCCGAAAUCGAUCACGAUUUCUCGCUAGAUAUUUGCUCACCCAAAGGCUUCUUCCAAGAUAAUUGUCAAGUUCUUGAUCAGUUAUCAUUCAGUGGAACAUCAUUUUAUAAUUUCUCCAACAAAAUUUGUGCCCCUAAUGGUUUUUGUGAGCCUUAUGAUCCUUUUCUCUUUGCUUCUGCAAAGAAUUUCGAUUUUUACGAUCAGCCUAAACCAUUUGAAGAGAAUGGCAGCAGCUCAUUUUUGCAAAAUAGUUCUUAUUUACAUGUUGAUGGUUUGUUCAACACUUAUAAGGCAAGUCCAGAGCUUUUGAAUGCCUCCAAUUACCCGAAUUCUGCGAAAAUGCCAGGGGUGGUGCCAGAUGAAGGUUCAUGUGUAACAACUGAAAACAAAAUACUUGGAACCAAGAAGCAUUUUGGUAAGAAAUAUAGUGCUUCUUCUUCUACUUCUACAAAGCCAAGCAAAAUUAAGAAAAAGCUCAAGUCAUCCAAGGGUCAAUGGACAGCUGAAGAAGAUAGGCUGUUAACUCACAUGGUGAAAAAGUAUGGAGUGAGGAAAUGGUCUCAUAUAGCGACGAUGCUGAAAGGAAGGAUUGGAAAACAGUGCAGAGAGAGAUGGCACAAUCAUCUAAGACCUGACAUUAAGAAAGAUUUGUGGAGUGAAGAUGAGGAUAGAAUUCUAGUUGAGGCCCAUGCAAAAGUUGGAAACAAAUGGGCUGAUAUCGCCAAAAGAUUGCCAGGAAGGACUGAGAACUCCAUUAAAAACCACUGGAAUGCUACCAAGAGAAGGCAAUAUUCUAGACGUAAAUGUCGCACAAAAUGGCCAAGACCUAGCUCCAUUUUGCAAAACUACAUAAGGAGUUUGAACUUGGACACUGCCAAACCAAGCAAUUAUCGCAAGAAAUCCGCUACUGCAACUACACCAAACCUAAACAUCCCUGCAAUGAAAACACAAAAUCUCCAGGAGACGAAAGAGUUCUGCCCCAGCUAUAGUGAUGGUUUGAAGGAGCUAUGUGAGUUUGAUUUUGUGGAAAAUCCUUUUGAAGGUGUUAGUAUCGAUGCUCUUCUUGAUGAUCUGCCAACCAUCGAGGCUCCAAUAGUUCUUGAGGAUAAUUGCUUUAAUAUGGAUGUGAAUUUACAUGAUCAAGUGCCUUCAUUGAUGCAAGUGAAGAAAGAUCUUGAUUUGAUGGAGAUGAUUUCAGAAAUCAAUAUCUAAGCAUAUCAGUUCUGCAUAUUUACUUUCUCUCAGAUUGUUAGUGAAUUAAGUGGAGCUGUAGAGAAAAAUAAAUCUUCUGCGGUUGGGUUGGAUUUGAGCAACUCAACUGUGCUGAUUCUAAUACUUAA